Messenger RNA from Cajanus cajan (pigeon pea), 1616 nucleotides. RefSeq names its product beta-glucosidase 40. Gene Ontology annotation, biological process: carbohydrate metabolic process. Lineage: Eukaryota; Viridiplantae; Streptophyta; Magnoliopsida; Fabales; Fabaceae. Gene Ontology annotation, molecular function: beta-glucosidase activity. The record is from RefSeq and is a predicted model, not a curated record.
AUGGUGUUGAGAAGAAGCAUUAUUAUUGCAAUAGCAAUAAGAGUGGUUGUGAAUGUGAUUUUUCAUACUCAAAUAUGCAUCUCAGUGUCACUCAUCAAUAGGCAUAGCUUUCCAAAGGGUUUUGUUUUUGGCACUGCUGCUUCAGCUUUUCAGUAUGAAGGGGCAGUCAAAGAAGAUGGAAGAGGGCCAUCUGUGUGGGAUACUUUUUCUCACACACCAGGAAAGAUACUGGAUGGAAGCAAUGCUGAUGUUGCAGUGGAUCAAUAUCAUCGUUAUGAAGAAGAUGUACAACUCAUGAAAGACAUGGGAAUGGAUGCAUAUAGGUUUUCAAUUUCUUGGUCUCGAAUUUUACCGGAUGGAUCUGGUGAAAUUAACCAAGCUGGAAUAGAUCAUUACAACAAACUCAUCAAUUCUUUAUUAGCCAAAGGAAUUGAACCAUAUGUGACUCUCUACCACUGGGACCUACCCCAAGCCUUGGAAAAGAAGUAUAAGGGAUGGCUUAGUCCUAUGAUUAUAAAAGACUUUGCAACGUAUGCUGAAAUAUGCUUUAAAAAUUUUGGAGAUAGAGUGAAACAUUGGAUCACUUUUAAUGAACCUCAUACAUUUGCUAUGAUGGGAUAUGAUCUUGGAUUUGAGGCUCCUGGAAGAUGCUCUAUUCUACUUCAUCAGUUAUGUAGGAAUGGGAACUCUGCUACUGAACCCUACAUCGUGGCUCAUAAUGUCCUUAAUUCUCAUGCAAUAGUAGUAGAUACUUAUAGGAAAAAAUACAAGAAAAUACAAGGUGGGUCUAUUGGGAUAUCUCUAGAUGUGAUUUGGUUUGAGUCAGCAACAAAUUUAGAAGAAGACAUUCAAGCAACUCAACGAGCUUUAGAUUUUCAAUUGGGCUGGUUUCUAGACCCAUUGGUUUUUGGAGAUUAUCCAACCUCCAUGAGAAGUAGAGUUGGGAAAAGGCUACCAAAAUUUUCUAAAUCUCAAGCUAGUCUUCUUAAAGGUUCACUAGAUUUUGUGGGCAUCAAUCACUACACUACAUUUUAUGCAAUGCACAAUACUUCUAAUAUUCUUGGAGUUUUACUUAAUGACUACAUUGCAGACUCUGGUGCCUUUACUCUUCCAUUUAAUGGUACCAAUGUUAUAGGAGAUAAGGCAAAUUCUAUAUGGUUGUAUAUAGUACCACACGGGAUGAGAAACACAAUGAAUUAUAUCAAACAUAAGUAUGGAAAUCCUCUGAUCAUUGUCACAGAAAAUGGUAUGGAUGAUCCAAAUGAUCCAUCUAUCUCCAUCAAAGAUGCUUUGAAGGAUGAGAAAAGAAUUAAAUACCACAAUGAUUAUUUAACUAACUUACGAGCAUCCAUUAUUGAAGAUGGAUGCAACGUAACAGGCUACUUUGUGUGGUCACUACUAGACAAUUGGGAAUGGCAAUCUGGAUUCACUUCAAGAUUUGGUCUAUAUUUCAUUGAUUACAAAGACAACUUGAAGAGAUACCCAAAACAUUCUGUUGAAUGGUUCAAGAAGUUUUUGAAUUCAACUUGAUGACAAACAUGGUUUACAUGUAAUAGGAAAUGGGGAAUGUAACAUGAUCUUUGAUUCCUAGAGUUUGUGAUGACUUCUUUGUAAUA